Molecule: messenger RNA, 1164 nt
Organism: Aspergillus luchuensis
Lineage: Eukaryota; Fungi; Ascomycota; Eurotiomycetes; Eurotiales; Aspergillaceae
Gene: DIM1
Product: dimethyladenosine transferase
Exons: 3
Coding region: 1-1164 (387 amino acids)
Biological process (GO): rRNA methylation
Cellular component (GO): mitochondrial matrix
Molecular function (GO): rRNA (adenine-N6,N6-)-dimethyltransferase activity
Source: RefSeq, a predicted model, not a curated record
AUGCCUAAGGUCAAACAGCAGAAGCGCAAUAGCGCUUCGAAGGCCAGUCCCUAUGCCGAUGCGGCGGCGAAGACGAAGGCCGCCAACACCGUCUUCAAAAUGAAUACCGAUCUCGGUCAGCACAUUCUGAAAAACCCUGGCGUGGCUCAACGAAUUGUCGACAAAGCCGAGUUGAAACAGAGCGAUGUUGUUCUCGAAAUUGGUCCUGGUACCGGUAACUUGACCGUGAAGAUCCUCGAACAGGCAAAGAAAGUUAUCGCCGUGGAGCUCGACCCUCGAAUGGCUGCUGAAGUCACCAAGCGUGUUCAAGGCACACCUGCCCAGAAACGCUUAGACGUUAUCCUUGGAGACGUGAUCAAAACAGACCUUCCAUAUUUCGAUGUUUGCAUCAGCAACACGCCGUAUCAGAUCUCUUCUCCCCUCACAUUCAAACUUCUCGCGACGUCUCCGGCGCCCCGCAUUUGCGUUCUCAUGUUUCAACGAGAGUUUGCUCUAAGAUUGUUCGCUAAGCCAGGCGAUAAGCUCUACAGUCGACUCUCCGUCAAUGCUCAAAUGUGGGCUAAGAUCGACCACAUUAUGAAGGUGGGCAAGAACAAUUUCAAGCCCCCUCCGCUGGUCGAGUCGAGCGUUGUCCGUCUGGUACCUAAAAACCCCAGGCCCCAAAUCAACUAUGAUGAGUGGGACGGGCUUCUGAGAAUCCUAUUCGUCCGGAAGAACAAGACAAUCCGGUCAAGUUUCCUUGGCAAGUCCACAGUCAUGGAUAUGUUGGAAGCCAACUAUCGGACAUGGUGUGCGCAGAACGAUAUUCCAGUUGAGGAUGGGCCGGCGGAAGGCGCUGAGUCUGAUGCGAUGGACAUUGGCAACGCGCAAGACGAGGAAGAUGAUGAGGGUGAAGACGAGCCUGACGAGGGCAUGGACGUGGACGAUGAAGACGAUGUACCCGACUUCUUCAAGGAACAGACCAACGCGCGUAUUCAAGAGGCUCUUAAGAAUCGGCCUAGUCGUAAGAAGAAGGGAAAGGUGGCAGAGCUCGUCCGGGAGAAGGUACGGCAGGUGUUGGAAGAUGAAACACGCCUUGCCGACAAGCGUGCAAGGAUGUGCGAUGAAAACGACUUCCUGAAGUUAUUGUGGGCCUUCAACCAGAAGGGCUUCCAUUUCAGCUGA